This is a messenger RNA of Lytechinus pictus (painted urchin), 1484 nucleotides long. Its product is annotated as meiotic recombination protein DMC1/LIM15 homolog. Bases 1 to 1023 code for a protein of 340 amino acids. The transcript has 13 exons. The record is from RefSeq and is a predicted model, not a curated record. Gene Ontology annotation, biological process: chromosome organization involved in meiotic cell cycle; reciprocal meiotic recombination; DNA repair. Lineage: Eukaryota; Metazoa; Echinodermata; Echinoidea; Temnopleuroida; Toxopneustidae. Gene Ontology annotation, cellular component: condensed nuclear chromosome; nucleus. Gene Ontology annotation, molecular function: ATP binding; double-stranded DNA binding; ATP hydrolysis activity.
AUGCAGGACCAAGUAGUUGAUGAAACCAUUGAUGGAAUUGAAGAUGAAGAGGAAUCGUUUUUCCAAGAUAUUGACAUGCUACAGAACCAUGGAAUUAACAUGGCAGACAUUAAGAAGUUAAAAAGUUCUGGAAUAUGCACCAUCAGGGGCAUUUUGAUGACUACACGUAAGAGAAUGUGUGACAUCAAGGGCAUUUCAGAAGCUAAAAUGGAAAAAAUCAAAGAAGCUGCAUCAAAACUUGAGGACCAUGGCUUUACAACGGCUUUAGAAUACAGUGUUAAGAGGAGAAAUGUCUUCAGAAUCACUACUGGCAGCUCUGAGCUAGACAAACUUCUUGGUGGUGGGAUUGAAAGCAUGGCUAUCACAGAGGCAUUCGGGGAGUUUCGUACCGGGAAGACUCAACUGUCUCAUACCCUGUGUGUAUGUACUCAGCUACCUGGAUCAAAUGGAUAUCCAGGUGGAAAGGUCAUCUUCAUUGAUACAGAAAACACAUUUCGACCUGAUCGAUUGAGGGACAUUGCCGAUCGCUUCAAUCUUGAUCAUAGUGCUAUGCUGGACAAUGUCCUCUAUGCAAGGGCCUAUACAAGUGAGCAUCAGUUUGAACUGUUGGACUAUGCUGCAGCCAAGUUUCAUGAAGAACCGGGUGUAUUCAAACUUCUGAUCAUUGAUUCCAUCAUGGCUUUGUUUAGAGUAGACUUCAGUGGAAGAGGGGAGCUGGCUGAUAGACAACAGAAACUUGCUCAAUUACUUUCAAAACUACAGAAGAUAUCUGAAGAGUACAAUGUUGCUGUGUUUGUAACAAACCAGAUGACAUCUGAUCCAGGAGCUACUAUGAGUUUCCAAGCUGACCCAAAGAAGCCAAUAGGAGGUCAUAUCUUAGCUCAUGCAUCUACAACACGCAUCAGCCUGAGAAAGGGACGAGGAGAGACAAGAAUUGCCAAGAUCUAUGACAGUCCCGACAUGCCAGAGAGUGAAGCUACAUUUGCUAUUUCUACCGGAGGGAUCAUUGAUGCCAAGGAAUAAUGCCAAACAUUUCAUUCUCCUUAUCCAUUUUCCUCAGAAUUGCUAUAGGCAUCUUGAAAAUCAGUAAUAUUUGUGAUAAAUUCUGAUAUUGAAAUUUCUAGUUGGUUGUUUAUAAUUAUUAUAUGGCCCUGUUGCAUCAAAGUAACUAUUAUUAAGGACCCUUGAUUUCAAUUACAUGUUGUGCACUGUUACAAGUGUAGUUUAACAUAAUGGUUAUCAUUAUUUAUAACUUUGCAGCAAUCCAUGGUUUGUGUCUCAAGAAAAAAGUUCAACAUUGGCCUCAGAAACUUAUUUCAAAAGUGAAAAAUUGUAUCAGACUAUUUUGAGGUGUAAAUGGCAUGUAUUUAAAGAAUUGUAUUUUCUAUAUCUUAACUUGAUUUAGAAAGGGAAAAAAUGCAGGGCUAUGUUCAUAAAAAUGGGGGAAAUUUUAGAUUAAUAUAAUAAUAAUUAAUUAUUAAUAU